Molecule: messenger RNA, 1554 nt
Organism: Maudiozyma saulgeensis
Lineage: Eukaryota; Fungi; Ascomycota; Saccharomycetes; Saccharomycetales; Saccharomycetaceae
Source: the annotation of a GenBank genome assembly
AUGUCAAUACUCAAAAGUUUUACUUCUCAAUUAUUUAAUAUUUCAAAUAGUGUCGGGGGAAAUUAUUAUAACAAUGUUUGCGAUACUAAUCCUAAUCAGUUGGAGACCAUACAACAAUCUAAUACUUCCAAAUGUAUUUCAUCUGGUACAAUUGUGAAAGGGGAUAUUAAAAAACCAAUAAGUUCCAAAAUUUAUGUGGAAUCACCUAAUUGUACUCUCUUUGAUAUUCCACAAUCUUCAAUUGGCUCUUUAUUCAGUGCAACAUUUUCUUUGAUAGUAAACUCCAAAGAAACAAUUGAAAUUAAUGUGGUUACUGUAGAAUUAGUUCAGCAUAUAAUUAUUCAACAAUCAUUAUCACCAACAUGUAAAUUUUGUAAGAAUAGUUUAGGUUCUAUUAAAAAGAUAAAAGAAUGGAAUUUGCUUAUACAACCAAGUAGCUUUAAGAAAGGGGAACAUAAGAUUCCAUUUUCUUGUCAUAUUGAAGGUAGUUUACCUGCCACCUCAAGGAUUGGUACAAGUCAACAAACGAAUAUUACUUAUGAAUUAUUGACUACAAUUAAAUACCAUCUUAAAUCAUCAGCUUUAAAAAGGGAAAGAAUAUAUACUGAUGUAGUUCCUUUCGAAAUAUCAAGAAUCUUUAGAAAUAAUAGACCAAAACUUUCUCAGCGGACGUUUGAACCAACAACUACUCUCCUUGAAGGUUAUUUACCUGAAACGGUUUUUGUUAACACUAAAAACUUUGUGAAACUUAUAAUUAGGAAUAUAAAUAAAGAUUUGCCAAAUAAACGAUGGUCUAUUAAGAACAUAAAUUGUUACCUAUUUGAAAUAGUACGGUAUGAAUCAAUAUAUUGUAGUACUCAUGACAGAGAGAAAUUAUUUAAAAAAUUAUUAAAACAAACAAAAGAACAAGGAAGAUCUUCUAUAUUUGAAAAAAUUCAACCAAAUAAAUCAACCUCAGUAUCAUAUUUUGAAAGAACAGAUAUAGAGAAUAUUGAUCAAACUAAGGAUCAAAAGGUUAUAACAGAACAAUCGUAUCAAAUUCUUAAAGUUGAUAUUGAUCAAAAAAAUAUUACAAGAAAGUUUAUUGAAAAUAAUGAUAUUGAAGCUACUUUUAAAAUUGACCAUUCUGGCUUACAGAGUACAAUAUAUUCCACAGAUUUACAUACAUCAAAUAUGUCCGUUAAACACAAGGUCAUGAUGGAAAUUACAUUGUUUGAAGAAGAAAUAUCAUAUGAGAGAAUUCCUUAUAAGAAACCAAUUAAACCAAAACCAGAAGUUUUAAAAAGUUUGGAAAAAGAAUCCCUUAUUACCAAGAAUACUGAAUCUGUUGCUUCAACAGAAGAAUCAGAUGAGACGGAUGACAAGCAAACACAAACAAAACGUUUAUGUGCUGACAAAACAGGGCAAAUGCAAAAAUUAAAAACAACAUUUAAGUUAGUUCUUAGUGAGACGCCAAAAGAUGACUUUUAUCUUUCAUGGGAAGAAGAUAUUCCUCCAAUAUAUGAAUGUAUUAAUGACAUAGAUGGGACUCCACCUAGAUACAUUGUGGCAUGA